AUGACUACCACUCAUCUAGUAUUUGGGUUCCACCCCGGAGUCAAUGACUACAAGGUAGUGAGGAUUAAACGCCACAGAAUUCGAUACCCAGCCGCCGAGGUUUAUAGUCUAAGCACGGGCUCUUGGAGAAGAAUUGAUGUUGCCCUUGACCCUUCAUAUGAUUUUAUUUGUCAUAGGCCUGCAAUCUUGAAUGGAGCUGCAUAUUGGGUUGCAAGUAAGAAAACUAUUGAGGGUAUUUGUCGUUUUCUUGUGCGUUUUGAAAUGGGUGAUGAAGUUUUUGAAGAGUUAAUGCUGCCAGAUGGUGCUAGACAUUGUUAUCCUUACAAUAUUGCAGUUUUGGGGGAGUCACUGUAUCUUUUCGGACAUUUUCCUUGGAUUGAGUGCUGUGGCAUAUGGACAAUGGAGGGUGGCAAAAUGGGUUCUUGGACAAAACGAUUUACUUUUAAUUUCAGGGACACACAUGAGAGUUUGCUGUGCAUGAGAAAGAGCGGUGAACUGCUACAUUCUAACCACGCGGACCAUCUGCUAUCUUAUAAUUUUGAGACCCAAAGAACUAAGGAUCUAGGUUACCAUGGAUUGAUGAUAUCAUAUUCUUAUGUCGAGAGUUUGAUUCAACUUGAUGGUGCAGAGACUCUUUUCCCACUCGAUAAUGGAAAUCCGGCACCAUGUGAAUUAGCUAGACAAAGAAGAAAAAGAAAGAAGAAUGCAUAA
Cornus florida is the source of this 711-nucleotide messenger RNA. RefSeq lists its product as uncharacterized. The record is from RefSeq and is a predicted model, not a curated record. Bases 1 to 711 code for a protein of 236 amino acids. The transcript has a single exon. Lineage: Eukaryota; Viridiplantae; Streptophyta; Magnoliopsida; Cornales; Cornaceae.